AUGGGCGCCCUCCUUGAUCAGAAAGUUGACUGCCCACCUCCUCCAGCAUGCGCCAAAUGCACCGAAACUGCAACUAUAGAAACAGCUCGCUAUGUGGCGGAGAGGGGCCAAGCUGUCACAGAUCAUUACGGACGCCCGCUGGUGCAGUUUGACCUAGCUGCCGAAGCCAGACUUCGUUGGAAAAUCGAUUUGCAACGCGAGCUCGCAGGUCUGGAGAGAGAUCUUAACCUGAAACACUAUGACUAUAAUACGGUUCUCUCGAUCUUUUAUAUCUGUUACAUCAUUUUUGAGAUCCCGUCCAACAUGGCCUGCAAAUGGAUAGGCCCUGGAUGGUACUUACCAGCUAUCUCGCUAGCUUUCGGAAUUACUUCCAUAGCUACCGCUUUUGUGCAUAAUAUUCACGAAAUCUGUGGUGUUCGUUUUAUCCUUGGUGUUUUCGAGGCAGGUAUGCUACCGGGAAUUGCAUACUACAUGUCUAGGUGGUGCAGGAAAAGCGAAUUGACCUUCCGCCUGUCUCUUUACAUCGUAAUGGCUCCACUCGCCGGCGCUUUUGGUGGACUUCUUGCCUCUGCGAUUUUGAAAUUGUCAAAUGUCGGUAGUCUUCAUGAAUGGAGGAUGAUAUUUGCGAUUAUCAUUGGCUUCUUUACUUUGACUGACCGUCUAGCUAACGCUCUUUGGCUGACCCAGGAAGAGAAGGACCUUGCCAUUGCUCGUAUUAAAUCAGAGCGAGUCGGAGUCACUGAGGGGUUAGCAUUCUUCGCCCCGACAAUCGUCAAAACAAUUUAUCCUGACCGCAGUGUCAUUUCUCAGCAACUCCAUACCGUUCCUCCUUAUCUUGUUGGGAGCUUCUUUACUGUACUUUUCCCUUUCCUCAGCUGGAAAUUCAAUCGCUGCUUGUUAUUCUUUAUCCUUGGCGCUCCGUUCGUGAUGGUCGGGUACAUAAUGUUUCUUGCCAGCAACGACCCUAAAGUCAGAUAUGGUGCGGCCUUCAUCAUUGCCAGUGGUGCCUUUUCACUUGGGGCUCUUUCCAGCGCCAACGUUGCCGCAAACAUCGUUUCAGACACGGCUAGGUCCUCUGCAAUCGGCACAAACGUGAUGUUUGGUAAUAUCGGUAGCUUGGUUGCAACUUGGUCGUUUUUGCCUUCCGACUCUCCUGACUAUCGUAUAGGCAACAGUCUCAACUUAGCCACGUCGUCAUCAAUUCUUAUUUGCUCUGUCGCUUCGCUGUUCUGGAUGAAUAUGGACAAUAAGAAGCGGGAUAGAAUAAAUGUGGAAAAAAAACUAGCACAUCUCAGCCAAAAACAGAUACAGGACCUUGACUGGCGCCAUCCUGGUUUCCGGUGGAAGCCGUAA
Molecule: messenger RNA, 1353 nt
Organism: Histoplasma capsulatum G186AR
Lineage: Eukaryota; Fungi; Ascomycota; Eurotiomycetes; Onygenales; Ajellomycetaceae
Exons: 4
Coding region: 1-1353 (450 amino acids)
Biological process (GO): transmembrane transport
Cellular component (GO): membrane
Molecular function (GO): transmembrane transporter activity
Source: RefSeq, a predicted model, not a curated record